UUGGUAAUAAAGGCAAUUGCGAGGUUAAUGUCUUUGAAAGAUAGAGCCCAGUGGUUGCCCUUUAUCCAACAAGAACUUCCAAAUAGGGUCCAAGAUGAUAACAUCAUAGAUACCCUUAAGUUAAGCUACGAUCCUCUUCCAUCAUAUUUGAAGCAUUGCUUUGCAUACUGUAGCUUAUUCCCGAAAGGUCAUGAGAUAGAUGUCAAAUCAUUGAUUCGACUUUGGAUUGCACAAGGGUUUGUUAUUAGCUCUUCAAAUUCAGGUCGUAGGGGUAUUGAGAUUGUUGGUCUCAAGUGCUUUAAGAGUUUACUGUGGAGGUCCUUCUUUCACGAAGUUAAAAAGGAUGGUUUAGGUAACAUAGAAAGUUGCAAAAUGCAUGAUUUUAUGCAUGAUCUUGCAAUCCAUGUCGCUGGUUUUCAGAGCAUCAAAGUGGAGCGUGGAGGAAAUAGUAUUAGUGGAUUGACUCGGCACGUGUCAUUUGACACGGAAUUGGAUUUGUCUUUGCCUUUUGCAAAUCGUCUAAGAACACUUGUAUUAUUGCAAGGUGGCAAAUGGGAUGAGGGGUCAUGGAAGUCUAUUUGUCGAGACUUUAGGCAUUUACGUGUGCUUGUUUUGAGUCAUUUGGGAAUGAAGGAAGUGCCACCUCUCAUUCAAAAGCUCAAGCAUCUGAAAUAUCUUGAUCUUUCGAAUAAUGAGAUGGAGGUGCUUUCUAAUUCUAUCACCAAUCUGGUAAAUUUGCAAGUGCUCAAGCUUAAUGGUUGUAGGAAACUUAAGGAACUACCUAGGGAUAUUGGUAAGCUAAUUAAUAUGAGGCAUCUUGAUGUUGGUUGCUAUCUUGAUGAUGAUUUAUGUGAAAAUUUAGAGUAUAUGCCUCGUGGGAUUGGGAAAUUAACUAGUCUACAAACAUUGUCAUGUUUUGUGGCUGCUAAAAAUAGGAGUUCUAAAUCUGUGAUGAUAGGUGGAUUGGAUGAGUUGAGGAGGUUAAAUAAAUUGAGAGGGAGGCUAGAAAUAAUAGUCAAGGGAUAUGAAGGUAGUUCUUGUAUAUCAGAAUUUAAAGGAGCUAAAUUGAUAAAGAAAAAAUAUCUUCAUUCGUUGACUUUAAAGUGGGAUUUAGGGGCGGAUAAUAUUUCAGAUAUUGAUUUGUAUGAUAAAAUGUUGCGAAGCCUCCAGCCAAACUCGAGUCUUCAAGAGUUGAAAGUGAGAGGCUAUACAGCCAUCAGGUUUCCACAUUGGCUUUCACUUCAAUCAAAUCUUGUAAGGAUUCAUAUAAUAUGUUGUCCAAGACUUAAGCAUAUCCCUCCCUUAGAUAAAAUCCCUUCUCUUAGAGAAUUGUUGAUUAUGUAUUUGACUAAUUUGGAGUACAUGGAUAGCGAGGGGAAUGGAGGAAGAGGAGUUUCGAAAAUUUUCCCAUCUUUGAAGAAACUUAGCAUCUCUAAUUGUCCUAAUCUAAAGGGAUGGUGGAAGAAGAGUAGAGAUAAGUUGAUAAUGCUCCGUUUUCCAUGUCUUUGUUCCUUGAGCAUUGUUGAUUGUCCAAACUUGACUUCAAUGCCGUUGUUUCCAACUCUAUCAAUUCUCAUUUUGUUGAGAGCUAGUUCAAUGCCAUUACAGCAGACAAUGGAGAUGACAUCAGCAGUCUCUUCUUCUUCUUCAUUUACCCGUCCUCUCUCCAAAUUGAAGAAUCUAUAUAUUUAUUUCAUUGAUAACAUGGAAUCUCUUCCGGAAGCAGGGCUGCAAAAUCUCUGUUCUCUUCAACAGCUAUCAAUUAGGGGAUGCUCAAAAUUGAAGUCUCUGCCACUGCCUGAUCAGGGGAUGCAUUCUCUUCAGAAAUUAAAUAUCAGCGAUUGCAGAGAAUUUGAGUGUCCAUCUCAAUCUGAAUCUCAAGGGAUAUCUUACUGCAGUGGAGAGUUGAGAGUGAUAGAAUAUGGAGGUAUGAGGUUUCCAAGUUGGCUUUCACAUCUCUCAAAUCUGGUAAGGAUUCAUCUAGAAAAUGGUAGAAGACUUGAGCAUAUCCCACCCUUAGAUGGAAUCCCUUCUCUUGCAGAUUUGUAUUUUGGGAGUAUGAAUGAUUUGGAGUACAUAGAUAGUGAGGGGGUUGGAGGAAAAGGAGUGGCGACGCUUUUCCCCUCCUUAAAGACACUUGUUAUCUAUGGUUGGUUUAGACUGAAGGGAUGGUGGAAGAGAUGGAGUAGAGAUAAGAUGAAUGAUGAUCGUAUCUUUUUUCCACGUCUUUCUUCCUUAAAAAUAAGAUGGUGUCCAAAUCUGACUUCAAUGCCGUUGUUUCCAACUCUCGAUGAAGGUCUUUCUUUGACCAAAACCAGUUCAAUGCCAUUACAGCAGACAAUGAAGAUGAAAUCAGCGGUCUCUUCUUCUUCUUCUUCUUCUUCUUCUUCAUUUAUCCGUCCACUCUCCAAAUUGAAGGAACUCGAUAUUGGUUCAAUUGAUGACAUGGAAUCUCUUCCGGAAGUAGGGCUGCAAAAUCUCUCUUCUCUUCAACAGCUAUCGAUCUCUGAAUGUCCAAGAUUGAAGUCUCUGCCACUGCCUGAUCAGGGGAUGCCUUCUCUUCAGAAAUUAUAUAUCAGCGGUUGCAGAGAAUUAAAGUCGUUAUCUCAAUCUCAAUCUCAAGGGAGGAUACCCUACUUUCCCUCUUUGCAACUGUUAAUAAUCAAUUACUGCAGUGAAGAGUUGAGUGAAAGAACUAGAGGAUGGGGAAAGGAGAGCGUGGAGGAGUGGCUUCCUAACAUUGAACACACUCCAUAUAUGGCGACUAAAUUCAAAAGGAGGGUCGCUAUUUAA
Populus euphratica (Euphrates poplar) is the source of this 2793-nucleotide messenger RNA. RefSeq names its product putative disease resistance protein RGA1. Bases 28 to 2793 code for a protein of 921 amino acids. Lineage: Eukaryota; Viridiplantae; Streptophyta; Magnoliopsida; Malpighiales; Salicaceae. The transcript is spliced from 2 exons. The record is from RefSeq and is a predicted model, not a curated record. Gene Ontology annotation, molecular function: protein binding.